CAUUUGAAAAAACAAAGGUGAUUAAUAACAUAUACCCAAUGACUUUUUUAAACUGCAAGAAAGUGUCGUGUCGUCAAUAACACGAUUUCCUUUACUGCAACGUAUUAUGUGGUAAACGCACGGUAUUAAUUUAAAAGAAUUUUAGGGACCUUGUGAUUUCUUCGUAUACAUUUAAAGAAAACUGAUGGACAACAAGAGGUCUAUUUUUGUGUUCUUGUGUCUUCUCUCAGUAAAAGAUAUCACUAUCUUAUCACAAAAAUCAUGGAACUGGUUUCAGGCGCAAGAGGAAUGUAAAGCUAAUAAAGACACACUUAAAUCGAGUGAUUUGAACGGACCAAAUGAAGAAUAUUGGACGGGAUUCUAUCAAAGAUAUUCAUCGUUGAUAGGUAUUUUAGGGUGUUUCGAGUAUACUGGUAAGGAGCAAAGAGAAGUGACGGAUUAUAAUAUGAGUCACCCAUCAGCAGGACUUUGUCAGGAGCUAUGUUCCAAAGUAGACUCAGAGAUAUUUGGCAUCCAAUUAAACACAUGUAGAUGUUUUCCAAAGAAGCCUUCAGUCGCUCCGGUAUCAUCAGUUGACUGUGAUAAAGCAUGCCCGAAAUCUACACAGAGAGAACGCUUUGGAGAAUGUGGAGGGAGUAAAACAUUUACCUUAUAUAAAUCAGUUUUUAACGGGCAAGUAACUCCAGCAGACAGAUGUGUCUCCAUGCAAUGUGGAAUGAAUGUAGCAUUUACAUUUCAAGAAGACUGUUCAUUGUCAUAUCAGGCGGUCUGUCAGACAACUGAUAUACCUACACAACAAGGUUGGAUUGCAUCAAUGCAGGAAUGUAAUUCAUUAUCACCGUCCUCCUAUCUAGAAGGGAACGUUUCGUUGAGUGACGCUAGAUCUACAUGCCAGGCGUUAAGCAGUGUAUUAAAUGGUUCCUUCUGGCUUGGUAUCGCAAACGAGCUAUACAUGGGAAGAGAUAAAGGUUUUGAUAUAGACAAAAAUGAUAGACAGAUCUUCCAUCAGUGUCAAAAAUGUAGCAGCACAGGAUGUGAAUUUACCGAGUGCAAUGAAAGAUUGAAUUCAUUAUAUUGUAAAGAGGGGCUGAAAGGGGAGACUGGACAAUCCGAAAUCUCCACACCCGUCAUAAGGUCAUCAAUAACAACAAAAAGCCAAAAUCCCCCGAAAGACUCUAACAAUUUGAUAAUAAUCAUGGUCUCCGUGAUUGCUGUGUCCAUUGUCUGUAUCGGAAUGGUUGUUUUUCUGCUGAUUCGGAGGUGGAAACAAAAGUCGACCAAAGGAGACCGAAAAACCAAUGCUUCAAGAAUAGUAGAACCCCACUAUGCUGAUAUAAAUGACGAUCGUUCGACGAAUAUGAAUUAUUUCAUUCUUGCACCUCAGGCGGAAGUGUAUGAACAUUCGAAUAGUGAAAAAGACAAAUCUUCUAAUGCGUACAUGCAAACCAACUUCAGAGAAGGGGUCUACGAUCAUCUACAGAAUCACAAAGUAAUGACAAAUAAGGAGGAAAACACGUAUGACCAAACGUCGACUGUUAAAGAGCGUGAAUACGAUAUCAGUCUUGGAAUGAAUGAAGACAACCUAGAUGAUAGCUACGAUCAUGCUGUGUUUUCAACUCGUUACGAACAAACUUUUAAAACAGUUUUGAAACCGACAAAUAGUGACUACUCAUAAGUAAUAAACCCUAUACCACAGACAUUGUAAUUUAGUUAGAUUCAUAACCCUCAAAGCCAUUCCAUUGCUCUAGUUUUUCAACCUUUAAGCUGUGAACUUGUAUGUGAUGUUCUCUACUGAUAAUACAGUUUUUCUCUAUUCACAAAUACCGGGACAUUAGGUAUAAAAUAAAUGUCCAUGAAGUGGCUCUUAAA
Molecule: messenger RNA, 1869 nt
Organism: Ostrea edulis (European flat oyster)
Lineage: Eukaryota; Metazoa; Mollusca; Bivalvia; Ostreida; Ostreidae
Exons: 10
Coding region: 185-1675 (496 amino acids)
Source: RefSeq, a predicted model, not a curated record